Molecule: messenger RNA, 432 nt
Organism: Aegilops tauschii subsp. strangulata
Lineage: Eukaryota; Viridiplantae; Streptophyta; Magnoliopsida; Poales; Poaceae
Source: RefSeq, a predicted model, not a curated record
AUGUGGCCUCGCCAUGUCGCCCCAGCGCCUCCACCGCCGCUGGCCGCCCAGGCCCGCGGGGGGCCCCUGAAGCCCAUCCGGACCUGUACGCGUCGCCCGCUCCCCCCCGCGUCGCGCCGUGCCGCGCCCUCGCCAUCGCGCCUCACCUUUCCGCCACCUCCUGACAUUGCUUCGGCCACCAGGGGCUCGCCGGAGCCUCGACCCGGCCGCCUCAAGCGCCACCACCGCCGACCACCUCGCCGCCCGCUCGUCCCGAGCCCUACGCCGCCCCGCGCGCUCGCCUCCGACCUCGCCAUCGGCGAGCUGCGGCCGGAUCCACCGCCCCGCAGCCAGCGCCGCCCCGAUCCACGCCGGAGCCACCGCCUCGCUCGUCGCCGGCCGGAUCCGCGCCCGACCGGCAAAGCCCCCGACCCGAUCCGCGUCCCCCGUUGA